Messenger RNA from Propithecus coquereli (Coquerel's sifaka), 3831 nucleotides. It is a transcript of the gene LIMCH1, whose product is annotated as LIM and calponin homology domains 1. Gene Ontology annotation, biological process: positive regulation of stress fiber assembly; regulation of focal adhesion assembly. Gene Ontology annotation, molecular function: myosin II head/neck binding. The transcript is spliced from 27 exons. Bases 412 to 3189 code for a protein of 925 amino acids. The record is from RefSeq and is a predicted model, not a curated record. NCBI's taxonomy places the organism in Eukaryota, Metazoa, Chordata, Mammalia, Primates, Indriidae. Gene Ontology annotation, cellular component: stress fiber.
CAGUGCUGCCUUAUUCUCAAGAACUGCUCACAAGUGACUGGCAGAAGUUUUGGUGAUAAAGAUUUUCGGACAGGGUUAGAAAAUGGAAUUCUUCUCUGCGAGUUGCUGAAUGCCAUAAAGCCAGGACUUGUUAAAAAGAUCAAUAGAUUGCCUACCCCCAUUGCAGGAUUGGACAAUAUCAUAUUAUUCUUGAGAGGCUGUAAAGAGCUCGGCCUUAAAGAAUCUCAACUUUUUGACCCGAGCGACCUCCAGGAUACGUCCAACAGGGCAACAGUCAAGAGUCUUGAUUGCAGUAGGAAGCUGAAAAAUGUGUUAGUUACCAUCUACUGGCUGGGGAAAGCUGCGAAUAGCUGCACGUCCUACAGUGGAACCACACUGAACCUGAAGGAGUUUGAAGGAUUGUUGGCUCAGAUGAGAAAGGAGACCGAUGACAUCGAGAGUCCUAAACGCAGCAUCCGAGACAGCGGCUACGUCGACUGCUGGGAUUCUGAGCGAAGCGACUCCCUGUCUCCUCCUCGCCACGGCAGAGAUGAUUCCUUCGACAGCCUGGAUUCCUUCGGCUCCCGCUCCCGGCAGACGCCGUCGCCAGAUGUAGUGCUCAGGGGGAGCAGCGAUGGCAGAGGAAGCGACUCGGAAUCUGACUUGCCGCAUCGGAAGCUGCCGGAUGUGAAGAAGGAUGACAUGUCCGCGCGGCGCACUUCCCACGGCGAGCCGAAGUCAGCAGUGCCUUUCAACCAGUACCUCCCGAACAAGAGCAAUCAGACGGCCUACGUCCCCGCGCCUCUGAGGAAGAAGAAGGCCGAGCGGGAGGAGUACCGCAAGAGCUGGAGCACCGCCACCUCCCCGCUGGGAGGGGAGAGGCCCUUCAGAUACGGUCCGAGAACUCCUGUGUCUGAUGACGCAGAGAGCACGAGUCUGUCGGACAUGCGGGCCGAGGAGGAGGCCGCGGUGCAGCCGCACAGCAGGGCGCGCCAGGAGCAGCUGCAGCUCAUCAACAGCCAGCUGCGGGAGGAGGACGACAGGUGGCAGGACGACCUGGCUCGUUGGAAGAGUCGUAGAAGAAGUGCUUCUCAGGACUUAAUCAAGAAAGAGGAAGAAAGGAAAAAAAUGGAGAAGUUACUGGCUGGAGAGGACGGGACCCGUGAACGAAGGAAAAGCAUCAAAACCUACAGAGAAAUUGUUCAAGAAAAAGAGCGGAGAGAGAGAGAGCUGCAUGAGGCGUAUAAGAACGCUCGGUCCCAGGAGGAGGCAGAGGGGAUCCUUCAACAGUACAUCGAGAGGUUCACCAUCAGUGAGGCUGUUCUUGAACGCUUGGAGAUGCCAAAAAUUCUGGAAAGAAGCCAUUCAACAGAGCCAAACUUAUCCCCCUUCCCGAACGACCCCAACCCCAUGAAAUACCUACGGCAGCAGUCGCUUCCUCCACCCAAGUUCACUGCCAGCGUCGAAACCACCAUUGCUCGUGCCAGCGUUCUGGAUACCAGCAUGUCGGCAGGCGGUGCGUCUCCGGGCAAAACUGUCACUCCCAAAGCAGUGCCUGUGCUGACACCCAAGCCUUAUUCCCAGCCCAGAAACUCUCAAGAGGUUCUGAAGGCCUUUAAGGUAGAUGGGAAAGUCAGCAUAAAUGGAGAGACAGUUCAUGGAGAGGAGGAGGAGAAGCAGAGAGAGUGCCCCACGGUGGCACCCGCCCCCUCCUUAACCAAAUCCCAGAUGUUCGAAGGUGUGGCCAGAGUGCUUGGGUCCCCCGUGGAGCUGAAACAAGACAACAAUAGCAUCGAGAUCAACAUAAAGAAGCCAAAUUCUGUUCCCCAAGAACUGACAGCAACCACGGAGGAAAGUGAAGCGAAUAGUCGAGAAGAUGAGGAGGACGGUGGGAAUCCCAGCAAAGGGGACACAGAACUUGCCUCAUCAGAGCCGCAGCAUUUCACGACAACGGUGACCCGAUGCAGCCCGACCGUGGCCUUCGUGGAUUUCUCCCCCAGCCCCCAGCCGAAGAACGACGUGUCAGAGGGAAAAGACCAGAAGAAACCGGAAAACGAAAUGAGUGGGAAGGUGGAGUUGGUGCUGUCGCAAAAGGUGGUAAAGCCAAAAUCCCCAGAACCAGAAGCAGCCCUGACGUUUCCAUUUCUGGACAAAAUGCCUGAAACCAACCAAAUACACCUGCCAAAUCUCAAUUCUCAAGUGGAUUCUCCAAGCAGUGAAAAGUCACCUGUGACUACACCUUUUAAGUUCUGGGCCUGGGACCCAGAAGAGGAGCGCAGGAGACAGGAAAAAUGGCAGCAGGAGCAGGAGCGUCAACUCCAGGAGAGAUACCAGAAGGAGCAGGACAAGCUGAAAGAAGAGUGGGAAAAGGCCCGAAAGGAGGUGGAAGAGGAAGGACGCAGAUACUACGAGGAGGAGCGUAAGAUAAUCGAAGACACCGUGGUUCCAUUCACUGUUUCUUCAAGCUCCGCAGACCCGCUGUCCGCGUCCUCCUCUGUGACCAACAGCAGCGGGGCCAUGAAUAAGAAGGACUUGGAGAACUGUCAAGAUGAAACACAGGAGAAAAGACAGAAGAAACCAUUCCCAGAGGGCGACAAUGACUUACUGCUUAAGCCCAGGGAAGGAGAUUCACCGGAGCAGAAGGGCAGCGUAACUCACGGGGCCUUGGCUCACUCCGAGAACCCCGUGUCGAAAGGAAUCCGCCAGGAGCCUCAGCUGGACACCGAGGCCGGGGCCCCGCACCAUGGGCCGAACCCACAGCUCGCUCAGGAUCCAUCCCAGAAUCAGCAGACAUCAAACCCAGCCAUGCACGCCGCAGAAGAGAUGAAGCCAAAAUCCCUGCCGCUGGAUAAAAGCGUUAACCAUCAGAUCGAGUCCCCCAGCGAAAGGCGGAGGAAAAGCCCCAGCGAGAACCUCCAGGCCGGGCCCCGGUCCCCGUGCUCUCCCACCCCUCCCGGCCAGUCGCCAAACAGGUCUAUAAGCGGGAAGAAGCUAUGUUCUUCCUGUGGGCUUCCUUUGGGCAAAGGGGCUGCGAUGAUCAUCGAGACCCUCAACCUCUGUUUUCACAUCCAGUGUUUCAGGUGUGGAAUUUGUAAAGGGCAGCUUGGAGACGCCGUGAGCGGGACGGACGUCAGGAUUCGAAAUGGCCUUCUGAACUGUAACGACUGCUACGUGCGAUCGCGAGGUGCUGGCCAGCCCACAGCAUUGUGACGAGCUCCGAGCUUCCAGAUGACUCCCCGUUUCUCUACUGAUGGUGCCCCCGGCCAUCGCUUAACAAGAUCCCAAGUUCAGGGGCUUCUCAGCAUUCACCUAAUGUCGGAAAGGCUAAUCUAAAAGGUGGUAUCCGUUCUUUUGUAGCACAGUGGUUGCGUUCUUCCUGGGUUUAAUUCUUGUUGUUGUUGUUGUUCGUUUGUUUUUGCAUUUGCACGGUAUAUACAGAAGAAUAUUGGAUUGUAUUGAUCCUGAAUAGUUCAGAGAGGUGACAGCACGGUCAAACAGGCUUACGGUUUAAAAAGUGUUACUCUUUUCUUUGAGAAUGAGCUAAAUGAUGCAGUAAACCUGUUUUGUUUUGGAACUUCUGGGAAUUAAACACUUUGUUUACAGAAUUGAGCUGCAGAAAGUGCAAGACAUGCCAAUCUGAGACACAUGGUCUUCUAAGACAGAAGCAUAGAUUUAAUGCGUUCAGAAACUAAGCAUCCCGGUGAGCUCUGUCUCUGAGCUAUGACUUGUUUUUAAUGCAGAGACGCUAGUCCGAUAAUAUAUACUGUAAUCCUGAAACAUUUGUGUUACUUACCCGUUGAGGUAGAAAUUAUACCAAUAAAUUAUUGCACCGUUAGUAUUAGAUUCUGUGUA